Rubroshorea leprosula is the source of this 1059-nucleotide messenger RNA. NCBI's taxonomy places the organism in Eukaryota, Viridiplantae, Streptophyta, Magnoliopsida, Malvales, Dipterocarpaceae. The record is from the annotation of a GenBank genome assembly.
AACCUAUUAACCAAGAAACAAAAAAAAUCCAUGAAACCUUUAUCGGAGGAAUCAAUUCCUUUCCUCCUCUCUCUUUCUUACGCCUUGAGAGCUCUCCGAAGGAUCAAUUCCUUUGUGCAUUUUUUUUUUAUUUUCUCUGUAGUCUGUACAUUUCAGAUCCGUUAGCAUGGCGGCUUCAUUGCAGUAUUAUCGUCAUCUUAAUACCUCUUCUCAUUUGCGUUCCCCUGAAAGUAAAAUUUUGAGACUCAGUCGCCACCAGGGAACUAUUGUUGAUACGAUUCAACAAAGUAAUGAGACUAAAAAUCCAAGUUUAGGCGAAGCCAACAACCAAUUGACGUGUGUUAUGAAGUUUGGAGGCUCAUCCGUGGCAUCUGCUGAGAGGAUCAGAGAUGUUGCGGCGGUUAUCCUCAGCUUCCCAAAUGACAGGCCAGUAAUUGUUCUCUCUGCUAUGGGAAAAAUAACGAAUAAGCUUUUGUUGGCGGGAGAGAAGGCUGUUAGCUGUCGAAUCACUAAUGUGGAAACCAUGGAUGAGUUGGGUUUCAUAAAGGAUCUGCAUCUUCGGAGUGUAGACAAGCUCGGAGUUGAGAGGUCAAUAAUUGAAGGUGAGUUUUGUUUGCUCUUUGAUUCAGUUGUAUGGAAGGAUGUUGACAGUGUCUUGACCUGUGAUCCUAAUAUAAACCCACAUGCAGAACACGUCCCCUAUUUGACAUUUGGAGAGGCAGCUGAACUUGCUUACUGUGGUGCUAAGGUCCUGCAUCCACUAUCCAUGAGACCAGCUAGGGAGGGUGAUAUUCCUGUCAAGGUUAAGAAUUCUUACAACCCUACUGCACCAGGAACUCUUAUCACAAGAGAUAGAGAUAUGAGUAAGGUUUGUAAUAGCUGAUUGUUUGCAUAAUGCAAUGUAGAGGAAUCCACUCUACAUUAAUGGUUCUUUUCCUCAUGACAGUCAGUGCUUACUAGCAUUGUUUUGAAAAGGAAUGUUACAAUGUUGGAUAUUGUCAGUACUCGCAUGCUUGGUCAGUAUGGCUUCCUUGCAAAGGUCAGAAAGGGCGUAUUCUA